This is a messenger RNA of Colletotrichum graminicola M1.001, 648 nucleotides long. RefSeq lists its product as uncharacterized. The transcript has 2 exons. Gene Ontology annotation, cellular component: mitochondrial large ribosomal subunit. NCBI's taxonomy places the organism in Eukaryota, Fungi, Ascomycota, Sordariomycetes, Glomerellales, Glomerellaceae. The coding region runs from base 1 to 648 and encodes 215 amino acids. Gene Ontology annotation, molecular function: structural constituent of ribosome. The record is from RefSeq and is a predicted model, not a curated record.
AUGAUUUGCAGAACAUGCCUGCGGCGAGCCUCGGCUCUGCCUCGACUCCCAGCUCCGAGGGCUGCCGCCGCCGUCCUCACCAUCAGACCCUUCUCCCUCUCCGCGUCCUCAAGAAACGCAGCGACGGCGGCAGCGGCCGACAGCGAAACUAAGACGAAAGCGACAGACGCCCCUCCGAACCUCUCAAACCUCAAGAACGACGCACCCCCGCCGCCCAAGUCCAUCUCCUCGUGCCCUGCCGGCACCGUUCUCAACGGUCUGAACUACUUCAAGGCCCGGACGGACCCGGUCGCCCUUCGUGAUGAGGAGUACCCUGAAUGGCUGUGGACGGUCUUGGAGUCCAAGAAGGAGGCCAUCGAGACCGCUGAUGAUUUCGCCGCCGAGAUGUUCUCCAAGUCUAAGAAGCAGCGCAAGGCCGCCGCCAAGCGUCAAAAGGCCCUCGAGGCCAAGCUCGUCGCCGAAGGCGACAUCGAGGCCCUCGCGCCCAAGGUCCCGCUGUCGCAGCAGUCCAUCAACCUGCCCGGUGAGAAGGGCGGCGACGUUGAGCACAACCUGCACGCGGCGGCCAAGAGAGACGAGCUGCGCAAGGCAAUGCGCAAGGAGCGCAAGUCCAAGAUCAAGGAGACCAACUACCUCAAGUCCAUGUAA